Messenger RNA from Leptosia nina, 480 nucleotides. The record is from the annotation of a GenBank genome assembly. Lineage: Eukaryota; Metazoa; Arthropoda; Insecta; Lepidoptera; Pieridae.
AUGGUUCUGGAUACAGAAGACUGGGCUGAUGAGCUCCCACCAGAACAGAUUGCCGUCCUCCGCAAGGCGUUCGAUGGCUUCGACCACAACCGCUCUGGCAGCAUCCCUUGUGACUUCGUAGCUGAUAUCUUGCGUAUGAUGGGUCAACCCUUCAACAAGAAAAUCCUUGAAGAACUCAUCGAGGAAGUCGAUGCUGACAAAUCUGGUCGUCUUGAAUUCGGAGAAUUCGUAACGCUAGCUGCCAAGUUUAUCGUGGAAGAGGACGCUGAAGCUAUGCAGAAAGAACUUAGAGAAGCAUUUAGGUUAUACGACAAGGAAGGCAACGGUUACAUUCCCACAUCGAGCCUACGUGAAAUCCUUCGCGAAUUGGAUGAGCAAUUAACGGAAGACGAGCUUGACGGUCUCAUUCAAGAAAUCGACACUGACGGCAGCGGAACAGUAGACUUCGACGAAUUCAUGGAGAUGAUGACCGGAGAAUAA